AGUUAGCCCAUGCGCACGGCGUGUGGACUGAGUGCAGCUGUUUCGUUCCGAGCAGAGCCCAACAUGUGAGAAGAUGUCUGUUGGAGGUUGUGCUUGUCCCGGCUGUUCGUCAAAGUCAUUCAAGCUGUACUCUCCUAAGGAGCCCCCCAACGGCGGCAGCUUUCCCCCCUUCCACCCAGGCGCUAUGCUGGACAGAGAUGUGGGGCCUACACCCAUGUACCCCCCAUCAUACAUGGAGCCUGGAAUGGGGAGACCCACACCAUACGGGAACCAGACAGAUUACCGGAUAUAUGAGCUGAACAAGAGGCUACAGAAUUGGACAGAGGACUGUGACAAUCUCUGGUGGGAUGCAUUCACCACAGAGUUUUUUGAGGAUGACGCCAUGCUUACCAUCACUUUCUGUCUGGAAGAUGGACCAAAACGAUACACCAUCGGCAGGACGUUGAUUCCACGAUACUUUCGAAGUAUUUUUGAGGGGGGCGCCACUGAGCUGUUCUAUGUUUUGAAGCAUCCAAAGGAGUCUUUCCACAGUAACUUUGUGUCUCUGGACUGUGACCAGUGCACCAUGGUGACCCAGAACGGCAAGCCCAUGUUCACACAGGUUUGUGUGGAGGGUCGCUUGUACCUAGAGUUCAUGUUUGAUGACAUGAUGCGGAUCAAGACGUGGCACUUCAGCAUCAGACAACACCGAGAGGUCCUACCCAGGAGCAUUUUGGCUAUGCAUGAUCCCCAGAUGCUCGAUCAGCUGGCUAAAAAUAUCACCAGAUGUGGGCUGUCUAAUUCCACACUCAACUACCUCCGUCUAUGUGUGAUAUUGGAGCCCAUGCAAGAGUUGAUGUCCAGGCAUAAGACCUACAGCUUGAGCCCCAGAGACUGCCUGAAGACCUGCCUGUUCCAAAAGUGGCAAAGAAUGGUAGCACCUCCAGCUGAGCCAGCUAGACAAGCUCCAAACAAGCGGCGGAAAAGGAAGGUGUCUGGUGGAAGCACGGUGAGCUCUGGAGGAGGCAGCAAUAACAACAGCAACAGCAAAAAGAAGAGUCCAGCCAACAGCUUUUCACUCUCCAGCCAGGUACCUGACCUGGUUGGAACAAAAACCUGUACAGUGCCGGAGCUUGAGGACCGGAGUUGAGAACCACUACGCUAAAUCUUAAACAGCCACCCACACACACACACACACACACACCUCUCACCCAAACACUGACACACACACGUACGCACGCACGCACACAUACAUACACACACACACACCUACAACUACAGCAUAAAACAUUGAGGUACUGGAGAGAGGUGGUACGCAGCAGCAUGUCUGGACCAGAGCACCAGACUCUACAGAAGUGUGUUUUCGUUUUCUAUGGUUUAGACUUGUUUUGAAUUUUUUUUUUUAUUUUUGUAAACAAUUUCUAAAAAAUAAACAGACAAGCAAGCAAACAAAAAACACCCCAGAAUAUUCUUUGCACUGUUUUCCACUUAUUAACUCCAAUCUAUUUUUCUUAUGAAUUGAUGGUGUAUUUUUUUUCUUUUCUAUUAUUGCUAAUGUAAGAACUGUAAAACAUCUGAAACCUGCAGUAUAUUAAUGUAUAAGUAUUGCUGUUAGAUCAUUCUUAUUGUGAUGGUAAUAACUUUCAUGUAAGUCUGUGCUUAAUAUAAUGUCAUCCAUCUGUGUCGGACAUCACACUGUCACCAGGUCCAUUGGCUUCAGUUGGGGAGAUCAAGGCUAGUGUAAUACUGUACUGCAUCUUGUUUGAUGUGAGUCCAAAGCAGCACACUGGAAACCACUUUCCUCACUAAAUUGCUAUGAUGCGCCUGGUUUGGAUCUGUUGACUUGUCAUCGCAGAACUGUUUGCUUUGUCUCGAAAUCUCUUUCUGGGGGGGUCCUCUCUUCAGAGAACAUAACUGAAAACUUCUCAAAUUUGCUACUCAAAAAUAUUUUAAAAACAAGUUUUGACAGGAUUGUAAAAUAAGAAAAAAAGACUUUUGUAUUAACUUAAGUUUCCCAGAAAUGUUUUUAAUCACAAUUAAGAAAGCUGCAGACCAAGGAGCUACAUGUAAAGAUUCUUUAGAUAUUGAUUACACUGUGCUGUUUUAUGUUCUAUGAAGAAUCAUUUUGUUGGCUUUACUCCUCAUGUUUGUGUCUGUGCUUGUAUAUUUUUAGGUAGUAAUUUCUGUAAAAGUUAUUCUAUGUAUUCCUCCCUAGAACUAUGAGAAACUCAAUCUAAUGUAAAGAGAUGAAAAGCCUCUUAAAAGUUUUUUUAAACGUGAUUUUUAAUGGUACAAUCACUGAUAAAAGAAUUUUGCCCUCAUUUUAGCAAACUGUAUUUAUUUUUCUAUGUACUGACAUUCUGUUUAGGUUCAACCCACCUGUACAAUACUCAUGCUAAUAUAUGGAGGGGUGUGUGUGGGGUUGCUGAGUCAGUUAAUGCUAAUAGAGGUCAUUCCAUUACUUGUGUUUUUUGACAUGCAGCUCCCCGGUUGUUCUGGCCUGUUUGGUUCAGUUUGUUCACAUUAAAAAGAUAUUUAAUAUCCA
Messenger RNA from Scatophagus argus, 2524 nucleotides. It is a transcript of the gene ldb1a, whose product is annotated as LIM domain binding 1a. The record is from RefSeq and is a predicted model, not a curated record. Gene Ontology annotation, biological process: nervous system development; negative regulation of transcription by RNA polymerase II; positive regulation of transcription by RNA polymerase II. The coding region runs from base 74 to 1129 and encodes 351 amino acids. Gene Ontology annotation, molecular function: LIM domain binding. Gene Ontology annotation, cellular component: nucleus; transcription regulator complex. The transcript is spliced from 11 exons. Lineage: Eukaryota; Metazoa; Chordata; Actinopteri; Scatophagidae.